This is a messenger RNA of Suillus fuscotomentosus, 1165 nucleotides long. RefSeq names its product Pex19 protein. The transcript is spliced from 4 exons. The record is from RefSeq and is a predicted model, not a curated record. The coding region runs from base 402 to 1115 and encodes 237 amino acids. Gene Ontology annotation, cellular component: peroxisome; peroxisomal membrane. Lineage: Eukaryota; Fungi; Basidiomycota; Agaricomycetes; Boletales; Suillaceae. Gene Ontology annotation, biological process: protein import into peroxisome membrane.
AGGCGUUGCACGCCAUCCUGUGGUUUCGUCCUUCAUAAUCCUGCAUGUUACAUACAGCUGUAGUCAGCGUGCGGUAAAUUUGGUCUCAGAGAUGCACGUUGGCUUGAAUCGAGUGCAACACAGUACUUCAUGUCCAACAGCACCAAACUACGUGUUGACGAUGAGGACAACGUCGAUAAUCUCGAUGGUCAGAAGCCGACCAUGUUUUCAUAAUCUAGAUGCGCUCAUAAAGGCUAGCAGAUGUCCUAGAUCAGUUUACUCCGUCCAAGGCUCCCGCGUCCAGUUUAUCCCAACCAUCGACGUCAUCACGUGCUGUGAAUGAACCAACCUCGUCAAAACGAAAUACGUCUUCAUCAAAUGCCGACUUCGAAGCUGACUUUGCGAAAUCGCUCGCUGAAGAAAUGGAGGCUCUUUGGCGCGGUUUUGCGCAACAAGGAGCGACUGAAGGUAUAACCCAUGAAGACGAGACCGCAGAACAACGAGAAAAGCGGGAGCAUACCCUUGCAGCAGCUUGGGAAGCCAUGCUGAUAGAAGAGAUGGAUGGCGCGACCGACCCAUCGCUCACACAGGGAGCACCUAUUGCCCCGAAAACUGGCGAAAAGGACGACUUCCAAUCACGCAUUCGGAACACUAUGAACAAGCUCAAGGAGAGCGAGUCAGGCUUGAAGUCAUCGGAUCCGAGCAGUUCUGCUCCUAGUGCUGAUUCACUCGAAGCGCUUCUAUCUCAAUUUGGAGACGAGGAUGAAGAAGAGAUGCAGGGUGUCCUAGAAGCCAUGAUGGGCCAGCUUAUGGGCAAGGAUGUCCUGUACGAGCCCUUAAAAGAACUCUCGGACAAGUUCCCGGACUACCUCAAGGCCAAUGCAGCUACACUAACGGCCGAUGAUAAGUCACGCUACGGUGCACAGAUUAUCUGCAUGAAGCAACUCCUCGAAAUUUUUGAAUCGAAAGAUUACGCUGACGACGACGACAAGACGAGACUUGAAAUCGUCGACCUCAUGGGCGAGCUUCAAAAACACGGGUCUCCCCCAGAGGAAAUCAUGGGCCCAUUGCCCCCCGGAUUGAGCAUGGGCGCUGACGGUAUGCCAAAUAUGCCAGAUAACUGUGUUAUCAGUUGAAUGCAUAUCGGCCGAGGGAAUGAAUAACUUUAAGGGAAUACCUGAGCUUG